AUGUCACAGAGCACUUGCAUGGCAGCCUGGACUGCUUACAAAUUCCAUGUCGAUAUACAAAUCAAGGAACUACUAGAAGUAUUUUUAGGGUGCUCUCCUUUUCCUGGUUUUGGCUACGAAGGUUCGUGCAAAAUCCUAUCAUCUAAGUUCUCGGGUGCUGAUAGCCGGUAUUGUAGGGCUGAGAACCCGCGGACACACUCACUGCCAGAUCUGAGACCAUGGCGGGAUCAAUGUGCCGAACUUGAACCCCGCGGGGUUCAAGAGCUCGAGAGUCUAUUUGGUCGUAAGGUUAUAAGAAACCAUGAAUAUGCCAUGGAACGUAAACACAGACGUCGUGGCAAUUCUCAGAAUGGCGGUAAAAAGUACGGCGUUAACCAAAGGCUGCAAGUGGUGUACCCACGGACCGAUCUGACUUCCGUCGAGGACCUUACCAGGCAAGGGAAUUGGGGGACAACGGCAGUCGCCGAAGUCCUGGGACCAGAAUGUGGCAUAGUGAAGAGUCAUCGCAUGGAGUCCGCCAAAGCUAACCAUGAAAAGAGAGCCGGGCCGACCCAAUGGAAAGGGCGCAACGCUGCAUGGAAUGGGUCCAAGCUUCUGCACAUCCAAGCUGGGAGGGUCCAGAAGAUGGCGGUUAAUAACGCAACCGCCGUGUGUGCUCAGGCAGGAGCUAAAAUCCUGUAUAGUAACAUCCGAACUCGUGGCGUGAUCGAAUCGGCCAUCCGUGGCCGUCAGCGACAAAGAUCCGACAACUGGAGGACCAUCAGGAGGUCAGACCGAUCAUUUCACAUUGCGCAUGCUGUCGUCCUGGCAGCUCAAUGGGUGGUGGUGAAACUGUUAGGUAAUGGGUAUGGCGGCGAUGGGUAG
Messenger RNA from Aspergillus eucalypticola CBS 122712, 864 nucleotides. RefSeq lists its product as uncharacterized. Lineage: Eukaryota; Fungi; Ascomycota; Eurotiomycetes; Eurotiales; Aspergillaceae. Bases 1 to 864 code for a protein of 287 amino acids. The transcript is spliced from 14 exons. The record is from RefSeq and is a predicted model, not a curated record.